Molecule: messenger RNA, 669 nt
Organism: Larimichthys crocea (large yellow croaker)
Lineage: Eukaryota; Metazoa; Chordata; Actinopteri; Sciaenidae
Product: secreted frizzled-related protein 3
Exons: 2
Biological process (GO): non-canonical Wnt signaling pathway; canonical Wnt signaling pathway
Cellular component (GO): cytoplasm
Molecular function (GO): Wnt-protein binding
Source: RefSeq, a predicted model, not a curated record
CAGUAGAGGGGGUUUGAGUCGAGAAGGAGGGAUAGAGGAAGAGGAGGACGUGAAAGUCUGAAUAAGAAAUCAGCUCCUCCUGCCUUCUAGAACUGCCCGCAGAUCGGACAGCAGUAAUAGCAGGAAAAUCACCUUCCUAUUUGGAUUUAACUCACCGUGAACCUCACCGGAGCACCGACAGCGCUGCUGUGACUGCAGUAUCUCCCCUGAUCGACAUGCUCUCUCCGAGGCUGUAUGUGUUUCUGCUGGCCGUGUCCUGCGUACCGUGGCCAGCUGCGGUCCGGGCGGCGUCCUGUGAGUCGGUGCGGAUCCCUCUGUGCCGGUCCAUGCCAUGGAACAUGACCAAGAUGCCGAACCACCUCCACCACAGCACACAGGACAACGCGGUGCUGGCCAUCGAGCAGUUUGAAGGACUGCUGGGGACUGGCUGCAGUCCGGAUUUGCUCUUCUUCCUAUGUGCCAUGUAUGCUCCAAUCUGCACAAUUGACUUCCAGCAUGAGCCCAUUAAACCCUGUAAGGCGGUGUGUGAGCGGGCAAAGUAUGGCUGUGAGCCGGUUAUGAAGCGUUACAACCACAGCUGGCCGGACAGCCUGGCUUGCAGCGAGCUGCCGCUGUAUGACCGUGGAGUCUGCAUUUCACCUGAGGCCAUUGUCAAAGCAGAAGGACCAG